Molecule: messenger RNA, 204 nt
Organism: Clunio marinus
Lineage: Eukaryota; Metazoa; Arthropoda; Insecta; Diptera; Chironomidae
Source: the annotation of a GenBank genome assembly
AUGACUAAUGUUAGUACCAAGAAGAAGACUCCUGCUUCAAGAGUAUUUCCUAGUUGGGAUUAUAAAACUGUUUUAAGCUUCAGCAAUGAAAGAAAAAAAGCAUUCGAUCAAAAAACAAAAGAUUUUGGUGAUUGGUUUUAUAAAAUUAUUUUAACUUUAUUGAAUGAAGUGUUGCAAAUAAAAAUGGUAUCAGAAUUUGAAUAA